Messenger RNA from Anthostomella pinea, 285 nucleotides. The record is from the annotation of a GenBank genome assembly. NCBI's taxonomy places the organism in Eukaryota, Fungi, Ascomycota, Sordariomycetes, Xylariales, Xylariaceae.
AUGGAGCAUGACACCAAGACGCGUAAGCUACCGAGUCUGCAUUUACUGACCGCCACUGGCGCCAUUGACGACUUCUAUCGCUCGAUAUCCAAGUGCGACGAUGCCGCCAAGCAGGACGAAGGGAAGAAGAUCGUAGAAGAGCUCGUGUGCUUGAAAUACGAACUCCAACUUGACCGAAACCUCACGUCCGUAUCUCCCGGGUACCUAGGUGGAAUCCUGCGUGUUGACCCAUACCAGACCUAUACGAGACGACGGCGGGGCCAACGUAACCCUGUACAACCUUGA